UGAAAUAACACAAAAAACACAACAGUCUUGUUGGAAAACACUUUAAAUAAAUUGAUAAUCAUUUUAAACAUAUGUAAAAGAAAAUAAAAAUAUUUAUCUUAACGUCAUAUGUUAACAAAGGUCGAUUUUCUGACUGUAAUAAUGAAUACAACACCAUUCAGUUAUAUAAAUUGUUCAAAUUUAGAAAGUUUAUGAUUUACCCUGAAUAAUAAAUUGACAAGUUAAAUGACAGACGAAACUGAGAAUGAUUUAAAUAAUAUACAAAAAGACGAAACACUUCCAAACGAAUUAGCUGAUGACCAAACCAAUGAAAAGGAAUCAUUAGUACUUUCAGAAUCAUCUAGUAUUAAAGAACUAAAAUCAACUAAAAAGAAAAGUGUUAAGAAAUUCCAUCACGAAAAAUUAACGACUCCAAAAGUUAUCCCACGACACUGUUUAGAAAAGAAAGAUUGGAUUAAUUUAUUGGCUACUCCAUCUCAAAAAUAUUCACCAUGGUUAAAUAAAAAUUUGGCAAUCAAUACUAUUUAUUACUACAAACUUUCUCAACCUACAAGAUACAAAAUUAUUGCUAAAUUGCAAGAUCGAACAGCCGUAGUACCAGUACCAUUUGUAGACGAAUUAAUUCAUAUUCUGGCAGAUGAUCAUCUUUCUUUAGAAGAAGUCGAAGAAUUAUUUCAAAACAUUUCGAAGAAGAACAACCAAAAAGUCAAAAAAACUAAAUGUCAAAACGUUAUGAAACCAGUUCAAUAUAAUGAAAGUUUAAAAAUGUCUAAGGACACAAUGUUGUGCCAAUAUAAUAUAGCAGAGGCAUUUGUAAAAAGUAUACUCCAAAAUAAAAAUGUAGCCCUGAGAAAAGAUUUAGAAGAUUUAGUUAAAAUAAUACAAAAAAGGCUUACUAAAACUGUUGACAAUAAUGAUCAUCUAGAUAAAGAUGGAAAAGUUUAUCAACAAAUAUUAUUUUUAUCAAAACUCAUUGCUAAUUGGAUAGCUGGAGUACUAGAGGAAGUCGCUGAACAAAAUGAAGAAGAACUAAAAAAAGAGUGUGAGGAAAGACGCAAAAGAAUGGAAGCGGAUGUUUUUGAUGAGAGCGAGGAUGUUUCUGACGAUGAUCAUGAAGACAUUCUUAUUGAUGCUGAAAAAGUUGUUGAUAAUGGUCAAGAAAAAAAUGAAAGUAACAAUAAAAGGGAAGAAUUUAGUAGUAAUGAAACGAACAACGAACAAAGUGCAGAUGAAUUAAUUAUUCAAAACGAGACGGAAACCAACGUCCAUGAUUAUGACAACAAUGUCACCAAUAAUAUAACUGAAAAUAAAAAUGAAGAAGACUAUGAAAGAAAUAAUGAACAAGACAACAAUGAUGACAACACUUAAAAUAAAUUUUACAUUUCUUAUAAAAAGAAUGGCUUUGACUUGUUGGGAAAAACUAGUCAUUAUAAUUAUUGCUAUUAUUGGCAUACGUUUUGCAAUAAGAUUAUCCGUAUUUUUAUGGAAGAAGUUCAUUGGUCCAGGUCUAGGAUGUGGUGUUGAUGUG
This is a messenger RNA of Chelonus insularis, 1528 nucleotides long. RefSeq names its product hydroxysteroid 17-beta dehydrogenase 12 spidey (gene spidey). Lineage: Eukaryota; Metazoa; Arthropoda; Insecta; Hymenoptera; Braconidae. The record is from RefSeq and is a predicted model, not a curated record. The transcript has 5 exons. Gene Ontology annotation, biological process: fatty acid elongation. The coding region runs from base 226 to 1368 and encodes 380 amino acids. Gene Ontology annotation, cellular component: endoplasmic reticulum.